Messenger RNA from Botrytis sinoallii, 1914 nucleotides. RefSeq lists its product as uncharacterized. Gene Ontology annotation, cellular component: plasma membrane. Bases 1 to 1914 code for a protein of 637 amino acids. Gene Ontology annotation, molecular function: magnesium ion transmembrane transporter activity. The transcript is spliced from 2 exons. NCBI's taxonomy places the organism in Eukaryota, Fungi, Ascomycota, Leotiomycetes, Helotiales, Sclerotiniaceae. Gene Ontology annotation, biological process: intracellular magnesium ion homeostasis; magnesium ion transmembrane transport. The record is from RefSeq and is a predicted model, not a curated record.
AUGUCUGAACACGAAGACACCUCCCUUGAUACCGGCUACAGCACGCCGGUGCCAGAAUUAGAUGAUCACAGACAUCAAUCCCAAUCUCUACCAAAAGCUCGUUCUCGCAGCGGUACUAUCGAUAGCAUGCAAGCUCCUUCUCCCCGAGCUCCACACAGUCCAGACCUAGCACACGUAAAUAACACACUUCUUCAAACAAUCGCAAGAGAUUUCGAGGAAGCCAUUGUCGACGAGGACUCGAGAGGUGUAUCUCCAAUGGCCAUUCGAAUGGCAGAUAGAAGUCGUAGAGGAACUGCUGUCACUGCCGAUAUCCGCUCCCUAUCACCACCAAGCUCAGUGAAAGCAUUUGCAGAUGCAAGAAGAAGAGAACGAGAAAUGUCUGUUUCGGACCCAACCCCUGGAAAGGCAUUUGCAGAUGCCAGACGGCUCGAAGACCAUAAUGCUCUUCAUAGAACAGAAUCACACGCCAGUCACCGAAGCCAUCGUACAUUUCGUAGCAGACGCUACACUAACGACAACGAUGCAAAGAGCUUCGCAAGUUCGUGCAAGUCAGCCAAGGAAGAUGUUUGCUUCCCUCUACAUGCUUCUCCAACCAAAAACACCUUACAAAUCAAUUUUGAAACCCUCGAGGAUUUCAUUUUGGAGGAGGAAAAUCGUUCCAAGACUCCCGUAAACCACACGCAACCUCGAAUCUUCCACGAUUUGAGAACUAACGGUGCGGUGCCCAUGAUUGUUACAUCGGAAGGUACAGUUGUUGAUAUUCCUUCGGGUCCACCAUCAAUAAAUGAGAAGUUGGAUUCAUCUAACCUCGAGGCACUUACCCGGCCAAAGCAAUCGCACCCAGACACUAAUAGGUUUGAAUACUUUUCCUCGCACGGAGUAGAUAGUAUUCACGCAUCGGAAUUUGGUGAUCUCAUCUUGCCAGGAGAAGAUAUAAGAACCCUAUUCACUCCUCCACAAGAAGAAGAACAACCAGGAGAGAGUGUCUGGUGGUUGAAUAUGAACAGCCCGACAGAGGAGGAGGUUCGUGUGAUUUGCGAGGCAUUUGGCGUCCAUCCUUUGACCAUCGAGGAUAUCACAGCUCAAGAAACGCGAGAGAAGAUUGAACUCUUCCCUUCGUACUACUUCGCUUGUUUCCGUUCCUUUAGCGUUGUAGAGAUUGAGGACGGCCAGGAAUACGAUCCAUUCAACAUUUAUGUCAUUGUCUUCCGAGAGGGUCUACUCAGCUUUAGUUUUUCGCCAAAUCCACAUGCAGGCAGUGUUCGUAAGCGUAUCACAUUGCUGAAGGAUUAUUUGUCUUUGAACAGCGAUUGGAUUUGCUACGCGCUAAUUGAUCAUAUCGUUGAUACCUUUGGCCCUGUUAUCCACAAGAUCGACAACGAGACAGAUACGAUUGAGGAUCAAGUAUUCAUUGCUCGCAGUGAUGACAUGCAUGCCUUUUUACGAAAAAUCGGCAUGGUUCGAAAGAAUGUUAUGGGUCUGAUGAAACUUCUGGGUGGCAAGGCCGAUGUCUUGAAAGGCUUCACAAAGCGCUGUAAUUCGAACUACCUCGUCACUCCUCACAUGGAUAUCGGUAUGUAUCUUGGCGAUAUUCAAGAUCACGUUGUCACCAUGAUGACCAGUUUGGGUCACUCUGAGAAGAUGCUCUCAAGAUCGCACAGCAAUUAUCUCGCACAGCUGUCAAUUGACAACAUCACCCAAGGGAACAACGCCAACAAGGUUCUCAGCAAGAUUACUCUUCUCGCCUCCAUCCUCGUUCCUCUUAACUUGGUAUGUGGUAUGUUUGGUAUGAAUGUUGCUGUUCCUUUCGGGAACGCGACGAACACCCUCGUUCCGUUCUUUACAAUUUUAGCUGUACUGGUGGUUUUCUCUCUUGCUUCCUUGGCCCUUGCAAGACGGUAUAGAUAUAUUUAG